Messenger RNA from Rhinocladiella mackenziei CBS 650.93, 462 nucleotides. RefSeq lists its product as uncharacterized. Gene Ontology annotation, molecular function: diaminohydroxyphosphoribosylaminopyrimidine deaminase activity. The record is from RefSeq and is a predicted model, not a curated record. Gene Ontology annotation, cellular component: nucleus; cytoplasm. The transcript is spliced from 3 exons. Bases 1 to 462 code for a protein of 153 amino acids. NCBI's taxonomy places the organism in Eukaryota, Fungi, Ascomycota, Eurotiomycetes, Chaetothyriales, Herpotrichiellaceae.
AUGUCCGAGACAGAUCCAGGCUUCCUCGCCGCCGUCGAAGAAGCCAAAAAGGGCUUUGCGGAAGGCGGCGUGCCUAUCGGAGCAUGCCUCGUUUCCAAAGACGGUACAAUUCUCGGUCGGGGACAUAAUAUGCGUGUGCAGAAAGGAAGUGCGACGUUGCAUGCAAGAUCUGUCUUGACGGUGUAUUUGAAGGGCGAGAUUUCCGCACUCGAAAAUUCCGGCCGCUUACCAGCAACGGCCUACGAAAAGGCGACCAUGUACACGACACUAAGUCCCUGCGACAUGUGCACGGGGGCGUGCAUCUUGUAUAAAGUGGCGAGGGUGGUGAUAGGGGAGAACAAGACAUUUGUAGGUGGAGAGGAGUAUUUGAAACAAAGAGGGAUUGAGGUCGUGGUGCUCGAGAACGAGGAAUGCAAAGGGUUGAUGAAGAGGUUUAUCGAACAGAAACCUCAUGUUUGGUAA